Triticum urartu is the source of this 1736-nucleotide messenger RNA. RefSeq lists its product as uncharacterized. Lineage: Eukaryota; Viridiplantae; Streptophyta; Magnoliopsida; Poales; Poaceae. The record is from RefSeq and is a predicted model, not a curated record. Gene Ontology annotation, molecular function: cysteine-type deubiquitinase activity. Gene Ontology annotation, biological process: protein deubiquitination.
CUUUCCUCGUGCCCACCAUGUAAUUUAAGUAGUUUAUGCUGAACAAUUCUAUGUAAGGCUUAAUUGUAUCGUGAUAUCGUAUUACCCUGAUAAAUAAGAGUUGGUUUAUCACAAACAAAACUUUGAUGCCUUAGGAAAUAGAGAAGAUUAGUUCAGGGAAAAAAUAGUCUGUACAAACUGACUCUAAUAUAAUCAAUACAACAAUAUGUAACGAAGCUGGUAAGAGCUGCAAUUACAAGCUAUUAAAAUGAUCUAUAGAAGCAACAACUUAUACGGAUAUAUCGCCGCAAAAAACAAACAAAAAACUUGUACGGAUAUAUGUUUGAUCAGGACCUAUGAUACUAUGUCUUCUUCCAUAUUGCUCUACUGUUGUUGUACAUUUAUAAUUGCAUCCUUCAUAUCAACAGUAUGCUACGAUAAUUGUAUCCUUCAUACCAAUAGUAGCUACGAUAUCAACAGUAUGUAUAAUUGUAUCCUUCGUACCAACAGUAUGCUACGAUAUUAACACCACCUAGUCUCUUUGUCAUCUUAGUUGUUUACAAUAAUCUUUUGAGAUUAUGAUCCCUCUACUACAGUUGCAGCAUGUAUUACAAAUGGGGAAGUAGUUCAUGGGUCUGGUCUUAAAAGUGAUGAUGACGACAAGAGUUGUCUCUUGAAUGUGAUUAUCCAGUCAUUAUGGCAUUUAAGGGGAUUCCGAGAUGAGCUGCUCAAAACAUCGUCACGCUAUAAAUAUGUUGGAGAUCCUGCCGCUGUUUCUUGUGUUGUAUGUGCGUUAUGUCAUAUUUUUACCGAGUUGAGCAAAGUAUCUAAGGGGGAAGGAGAGGCUGUUGCACCUACUUCUUUGAGGAUGGCUUUGAGCAUCUCAUUCCCCGCUGAGAAGUUAAUUCGGAUGGGACAAAUGAAUGAUGCAUCUGAGGUAUUGGAGGCAAUCUUAAGACGCAUGCAUGAUUCAUACACUUAUCGUGCUGACUACCAUGCUGAAUCUCACGAGCACAAUUGUAGUGGCUCAUGGGAUUGUGCAAACAAGGAUUGCAUUGCACACACUAUAUUUGGUGCAGACGUCCAUGAAAGAAUGAUCUGCUACAAUUGUGGGUUAGAGUCUAGACAACAAAAAUAUACAUCAUUUCUCCAUUAUAUCAAUGAUUGUUCACUUAAUUAUGCAAUGAGGAUCUGUCCAGGCAAUCCAUUUGAUGAUAUUUUGAAGGCUGUGAUGAUGGAUGUCCACAGAACUUGUGAUCCUGAUGUGGGUGGCUGUGGAAAAUCAAAUCAUAUGAGCCACAGUCUCUCUAGUUCCCCUCAUGUUUUCACAGUUGCUUUGGGAUGGCAGACUGGAAAUGGGAGUGUGAGGGACAUGCUACCUCAUAUUUUGGCUGCCCUUGGGACAGAGAUAGAUUUGGGCGUUAUCUACCCUGGUGCAAGUCGACGGAGCAAACACUCCCUGGUGUCAAUGGCUUGCUUCUACAGCCAGCGCUAUAUCUGUUUUGCUAUCGAUGGCGAGCACUGGGUCCUGUAUGAUGACCAGACUGCUGAGGUUGUUGGUGAUUGGAUUCAAGUGCUCAGUAUGUGCGAGGAAAAGGAAAUGCAACCUCUGCUUCUUUUCUUCGAAGCUGCAAAUUGAUUGAUUGUUCUUCUGCCGAAAAGUUUUGGCUUAAGGAAGGAUGUUGAUUUGACGUGAAACAUUGGGAUGCUCUUUGUAAUUUUGAAAAAAUAGUCUAGUUAAAUUGUUAACUGUGUCU